AUGUUGUACUUGAUAGGAUUAGGAUUGUCUUACGAAUCCGAUAUCACCGUCCGUGGUUUGGAAGUCGUCAAGAAAUGUAAAAGAGUUUACCUUGAAGCUUACACCUCCAUAUUGAUGGCUGCAGACAAGGAAUCACUCGAGAAGUUUUAUGGAAGGGAAGUCAUCUUAGCCGAUAGAGAACUUGUUGAAACUGGAUCUGACGAAAUCUUGGCUGAUGCUCAAACUGAAGAUAUUGCUUUCUUGGUGGUUGGUGACCCAUUCGGUGCCACUACCCACACUGACUUGAUUAUUAGGGCCAGAGAAUUGAAGAUCAAAGUUGAAGCCAUCCACAAUGCUUCUGUAAUGAAUGCCGUUGGUGCCUGUGGGUUACAAUUGUACCAAUUUGGCCAAACUGUUUCCCUUGUCUUCUUCACCGACUCUUGGAAGCCAGAUUCUUUCUACAAUAAGGUGAUGGAGAACAGAAAGAUUGGAUUGCAUACCCUUUUAUUGUUGGAUAUCAAGGUCAAGGAGCAAAGCAUCGAAAACAUGGCUAGAGGAAGAUUGAUCUAUGAACCUCCAAGAUACAUGGAUAUUGCUACUGCUUGUCAACAAUUGCUCGAAAUCGAAGAUCUCAGACAAGAACAAGCAUACACUCCCAACACUCCAUGUGUUGCCGUUUCCAGACUUGGCUCUCCAAGUCAAACUUUUAAAGCUGGCACCUUAAAGGAAUUGAGUGAAUAUGACUCUGGUGAGCCAUUGCACUCUUUGGUCAUGUUGGGAAGGCAAGUUCAUGACUUGGAAUUGGAAUACUUGUACCAAUAUGUUGACGAUCAGGAAAAGUUCAGAAAGUUCGUGGAAGAGGAUCAGGAAUUUUUCAAGCCACCACCAUAUGUUCCUCCUGAGGAAAAUAUGAGUGAUGAUGAGUAG
Molecule: messenger RNA, 906 nt
Organism: Suhomyces tanzawaensis NRRL Y-17324
Lineage: Eukaryota; Fungi; Ascomycota; Pichiomycetes; Serinales; Debaryomycetaceae
Product: diphthine methyl ester synthase
Exons: 1
Coding region: 1-906 (301 amino acids)
Biological process (GO): protein histidyl modification to diphthamide
Molecular function (GO): diphthine synthase activity
Source: RefSeq, a predicted model, not a curated record